This is a messenger RNA of Tigriopus californicus, 2329 nucleotides long. RefSeq names its product protein trapped in endoderm-1-like. Gene Ontology annotation, molecular function: G protein-coupled receptor activity. Bases 386 to 1738 code for a protein of 450 amino acids. The transcript has 5 exons. Gene Ontology annotation, biological process: G protein-coupled receptor signaling pathway. The record is from RefSeq and is a predicted model, not a curated record. Gene Ontology annotation, cellular component: membrane. Lineage: Eukaryota; Metazoa; Arthropoda; Copepoda; Harpacticoida; Harpacticidae.
GAGAAAAGCAACCAAUCGAAAAGCUUUCUCACCCUUUGAUUUGUGUUAUCGACAGGAUCGACAGGUUUUUAUCAGUGGGUUUGGAAACAAAACCUCAUGGGGAUCGCCUAAGGCCUCCUAGGUACAGUUUCUCCACACAUGCUCAAAAUACAGUAUUGGAACGUGCAUGUAUCGAAUGAGCUGAGCGUGCUGAACUGUCGAUCGAAAUGUUUCUUCAGUCGAUUAGGGGCUUCUGGCAUGGAUGGCGAGGCCUUAAUUAGACGUUCUGACGACAAUGCUGGCAUCAUACACACCCUGGAUCGGAGAAGCCUCCGUAGCUACUCUCCGACAUUGGCAUUAGUGUUCCACCCUUUGAAGAAGUUGGAGGGAUUUCAUCCAAAUCACGAUGUCGAUUGAAGAUCCAACGAUGGUGAGACAUUUCGAUGGCAAUUGCACGGUCGAAACCAUGAUGAACUAUAGUGAAAUCUGCUUGGAUCCGGACCAUGCAGACUUUGCCAUCAAGGCUUGCAAUCACUUUGGAUCAGCCUUGAGUCAUGUGGCCGUGGUCAUUUGCGUCCUCAAUGGAGUCAUGGGGUGUUGUGGAAAUCUCCUGACACUCAUUGCCAUCCCAUACUCCAUCUACAACAACCAAUUUGGUUUUAAAAGGAGCAGAGACAGUGCCACGAUUCUCAUCGUGAAUUUGGCCUUCGCAGACUUGAUGUAUUGCUCGAUCAAUCUGCCUUUGUACACGAUUCAAUAUUGGAACGGUCGUUGGCCUUUUGACCGAAUGGCUUGCCGGAUUUUUGCCGUUUUCCGAUAUGUAAAUGCUUUUGGCGAAUGGAUGAGCCUAGCCGUUAUUGCUUUGAGCCGUUGUGUUGGUUUGAUCCGGAACCAAAGAUGCUUUUCAUGGAAGCAAGGAUUCGUCAUUAUCAUCGCCAUUUGGUUCUACGCUUUCCUGAUGAUUUUACCCGCGGUCACCGAGCAUUUCGGAAAAUUUGGGUACAACUGUAUGGUGGGCAAAUGUGAUUUCAUCAGUCAAGUGGAUGAGGCGAUAGAACCCCAUGUGUUCUUCUACGCCAUUGGUUUUGGCAUCCCUUGCUUUGUCAUCCUGAUUAGCUAUUGCGUCAUUUGGUGUUACGCCAAGAACUCAGCAAAGUACCUACGCAAGACCAGUGAGGAAAAUCGCCGCAAUGUGCUCCAACGAGAGUACAAUAUGACCUGUACCCUGUUUUUGAUCUGUCUCUGCUACUUGGUGUUUGUGGCACCCAUCGCCAUUGUGAACAUCAUUGAUCCCACUGCUCAGAAUCCACAGCUCCAUUUAGCGUUCUUCUGCGUCUAUUGGUUCCAAUACAGCCUGAACUUCUUGAUCUACGCCGCCCGAUGUGAACAAUACCGACGGGCCUACUUCUUCUUUCUCGGGAAGAUCAUCCCAUUCUGGUCUCAAAAGAACUCAAACUCCACAGUAUUUGUGCUAAACAAAGAGAAACACGUGGUCACCUCCAGACCCAGGGGCUGUGACCAUCCAAGUUCUAGCAAGGACAACAUCCAAGGUCCUCGGCAGAUCCUGGGCGAGUCGGUCUUUUCAUCCAAAAGUACGUCGUUUGUGGUCAUGGGCAAGAAGAGACGGAGGGAGAUCAUCUAUGAGAAAACCGAGGACGAGGUCCGAACCACCUCCAUUCAUCCAGACAGCAUCCAAGAGGAGAUUAUCCUCAAAGUCCAUGCUCGAUGGCGCAAACGAAGCAAGAGCUGUAUCAUGUAAAAUUGUUGCAUUCGGGUAAAUAGUCCAUGUUCCGAAUAUCGAGUAGAGGCGAAGUGACCUUGAAACUGAAUCUGAACUUUGAAUCGGCUUGUUAGAAGGGAUAUCAUUCUUACUUAUACUUACGACAGGAAUAUACCACUAUUUUGAUCUUAAGGGCGUGGUGGGAGACCAUUACGUUAGGGGUAUCGAGAGUAAUCUAAAUAGCGAUAAUAACGAUGUAAGAUAUAUGUGAGAAAGUAUGAAAUAAGAAAUUCGGGUAAACACAAUAUUAAGCCUUUAGAUAUAAAAUCAAUAAGAUGAUAUCACAGAUGGCAUUGACUAGAAUAGUAGGACCAAUGCUUUUGAAAGAUAUGAAACAAUACAAACGCAAUUGGACAGAGGAAGGUGAUGGAAAUUUGGUCAUUUUGUUCCCUUUGUUGGUGGAAUUUGUUUGGUAGUCGGUGGAUAGAGGUGAUUGACGGUCAUAAUUUCUGAAGGGAUGACAUGUUAAGGACGAUAAGAUGGUUAGCAAAUGCUUGUCUGAGAAGAAAAACUUGUAUCAGUACGUUAUCUCCGGAAUCGCCAGGUUCCCAAGUGUUCGACACUCAAUUA